CUGACUAAUGCAGGUAAUGUCCAUCUGCAUCACCCCCCCUUGCAUAUUGUACCGUCUCGUCUGCACCAAUCGCUAUUUUCACAUCCACCGCUAGACUCUGCAUAUUGCCCAUAGUCUCAAAGAUCAGGAUGAGCCCAUCAACUGGGGAAAUUGCCGCUUGUUCUCGGAAAUGCCAUCAGUAUCCAUCAUGAGACCAUGAGCUCUGCGGGAGCGGCCAUGGUUGUAGAUACUUAAAGCACAGAGUGACGGCAGAAAGAAUCUUCCUGAGCUCCUAGCAGCAUUUCUUCUAAGACAACAUGAGGUUCUGGUCGUCUCUCCUGCUUGGGGCGAGUCUCCUCACCGGGACUCGGGCAACUACCGAUGGUCUCACAGACCUGGUCUCCUGGGAUCCCCACAGUCUGACCGUGAAGGGGAACCGACUGUUUGUCUUUUCGGGCGAAUUUGCCUAUCCGAGACUUCCGGUCCCUGAACUAUGGCUCGACAUUUUCCAGAAGAUGCGUGCCAACGGAUUCAACGCGGCCAGUAUCUAUCUCUUCUGGAAUUACCAUUCCCCCAUCAACGGGACGUUCGACUUUGAGACAGGUGCACAUAACCUGCAGCGUCUCUUCGAUUAUGCGCAGGAAGCUGGCAUCUAUCUCAUUGCCCGGCCCGGCCCUUAUGACAAUGCUGAGAUCAAUGGCGGCGGCUUAGCUCUUUAUCUGAGUGACGGCAGCGGAGGCUCCUUGCGUACGAGCGACGCCACGUACACGGCCGCAUGGGAACCGUGGGUGGAAGAAAUCGGCAAGAUCAUUGCUGCCAAUUCCAUUACCAAGGGCGGACCCGUCAUCCUGAACCAAAUCGAGAACGAGCUGCAGGAAACAACGCACAGUGCAAGCAACACGCUAGUUCAAUAUAUGAUCAAACUCGAAGCUGCCUUUCGGGCCGCAGGGGUUGAUGUUCCCUUUACCCACAACGAGAAAGGAAUGCGAUCCGAAAGCUGGUCCACAGACUACGAGGACGUGGGCGGUGCUGUCAAUGUCUACGGUCUGGACUCCUACCCGGGUGGACUCAGCUGUACCAAUGAGGCGACUGGUUUCAAUGUGGUUCGGACCUAUUAUCAAUGGUUCCAGAAUUACAGCUACACCCAGCCCGAGUAUUUUCCCGAGUUCGAAGGAGGGUGGUUCUCUGCUUGGGGAGCCUCUUCCUUCUAUGACACUUGCACGAGCGAGCUGAGUCCGAAUUUUGCCGAUGUAUACUACAAGAACAACAUCGGUCAGAAAGUGACGCUUCAGAGCAUUUACAUGACAUAUGGUGGCACGAACUGGGGCCAUCUCGCAGCACCCGUUGUGUACACGUCUUAUGACUACAGCGCCCCGCUGAGCGAGAGCCGAGUGGUCCGGGAUAAAAUGAGUCAGACUAAGCUUAUUGGACUGUACACAAGAGUGUCAACCGGUCUGCUCACUGCAGACAUGGAGGGCAACGGAACAGGAUACACGUCCAGCACAUCUGCUUAUACCUGGGUGCUUAGGGACUCGCAAUCGGAUGCUGGGUUCUAUGUCGUGCAGCAGGCAACGACGUCAUCACGUACCUCUCUCACAUUUGACCUGGACGUGACUACCUCGGCGGGCAACUUCACAUUGACUGAUAUCAAUCUCGACGGACGACAGAGCAAAAUCAUUUCGACAGACUAUCCGCUGGGUCACAGCACCAUUUUGUAUGCCUCUACCGAUAUCGCCACCUACGGAACGUUCGGCGACACGGAUGUGGUCGUCUUGUACUCUCGUGUCGGCCAGAAGGCAUCAUUUGCCUUCAAGAACCCCGGUCGCCUCAACUUCACUGAAUACGGCCCCUCGGUCAACCUGACUCGCAGUUCCGGCAACUCGACUACGCCAUCGUACACCUACACGCAGGCUAGUGGUACCAGCAUUGUACAGUUCUCCAACAAGACCAUCUUCUAUCUCCUGGACACCGACACGGCAUUCAGAUUCUGGGCCCCGCCAACCACGAAUGAUCCGUACGUGACUGCCGACCAGCACAUUUUUGUUCUAGGGCCCUACCUGGUCCGCAACGCCUCCGUCGCUGGAAGUGUCGUCAACCUUGUUGGAGACAUUGACAAUACUACCACUAUUGAGGUCUUUGCUGGCUCGUCUGUCAACACCGUGAAAUGGAACGGCAAGCGGCUUUCGACGACGCAGACAGCUUAUGGUAGUCUGGUCGGAUCCAUCAGCGGACCGUCUAGCACCAUCUCGCUGCCGGCUUUGAGCGGCUGGAAGGUCCGCAAUUCGCUGCCUGAACUAGAAUCCGACUACGACGACUCCAACUGGACUGUCUGCAACAAGACCACGACGCUGAGUCCUGUGCAGCCGUCAACCCUACCAGUUCUCUACGCGUCGGACUACGGUUACUACACGGGCAUCAAGAUCUACCGUGGACGCUUUGAUGGCGCAAAUGCCACUGGCGCUAGCCUGACUGCUCAGGGCGGUGUUGGUUUUGGAUGGAACGUUUGGCUCAAUGGUAACCUGGUUGCUACUCUGCCGGGUGACGCUUCGGCGACGUCGUCGAGUGCAACGUUGGAUUUCAGCAACCAUACCCUCAAAGCAACCGACAACCUGCUCACUGUUGUGAUCGACUAUACCGGACACGAUGAGACGUCCACUGCAGAGGGCGUCGAGAACCCCCGCGGUCUGCUCAGUGCAAGCCUGACUGGCGGCAACUUUACCAGCUGGAAGAUCCAGGGCAAUGCUGGAGGGGCUGCCGGAGCCUACGAGCUGGACCCCGUUCGUGCCCCCAUGAACGAAGGCGGACUGCUGGCUGAGCGCCAGGGUUGGCAUCUUCCAGGCUACAAGGCCAGUUCGUCGGAUGGAUGGACCUCCGGCUCCCCUCUCGAUGGACUAAACAAGUCUGGCGUUGCAUUCUACCUUACCACGUUCACUCUCGACCUGCCCAAGAGCUACGACGUCCCUCUUGGUAUCCGUUUCACGUCACCAGCCACUGUGAACCCCGUCCGAAUCCAGCUGUUUAUCAACGGCUACCAAUACGGAAAAUACGUCCCUUAUCUGGGACCGCAGACCACGUUCCCCGUUCCGCCUGGUAUCAUCAACAAUCGGUCCAAGAAUACUAUUGGUAUAAGUCUGUGGGCCCAGACGGAUGCUGGUGCUGCUUUGGAGGACAUCGAGCUCGUCACCUACGGUACCUACGAGAGUGGAUUCGAUGCUGGAUCGGGCACCAGUUUUGAUAUGAAUGGCGCGAAUCUGGGCUAUCAACCUGAGUGGACAGAGGCUCGGUUGAAGUAUACUUAAUCCUUGAUUGUCCCAGGCGUGACAGAUCAGGUGUGCUUUAGGUGAUCCGCUUGCCGUGGGGUUUAUUCUUUGUUUCGGGUUGAUACUUUCUGCCAUGCUUAUUUCAUGUAAUCUGAUCAAAAUGGAAGGUGAUAAUAAUAACG
Molecule: messenger RNA, 3421 nt
Organism: Aspergillus saccharolyticus JOP 1030-1
Lineage: Eukaryota; Fungi; Ascomycota; Eurotiomycetes; Eurotiales; Aspergillaceae
Product: glycoside hydrolase family 35 protein
Exons: 8
Coding region: 297-3278 (993 amino acids)
Biological process (GO): carbohydrate metabolic process
Cellular component (GO): vacuole
Molecular function (GO): beta-galactosidase activity
Source: RefSeq, a predicted model, not a curated record